Molecule: messenger RNA, 204 nt
Organism: Lodderomyces orthopsilosis Co 90-125
Lineage: Eukaryota; Fungi; Ascomycota; Pichiomycetes; Serinales; Debaryomycetaceae
Gene: TOM7
Product: Tom7p
Exons: 1
Coding region: 1-204 (67 amino acids)
Biological process (GO): protein insertion into mitochondrial outer membrane; protein import into mitochondrial matrix
Cellular component (GO): mitochondrial outer membrane; mitochondrial outer membrane translocase complex
Source: RefSeq, a predicted model, not a curated record
AUGGCUGAAUCUAUCCCAUCAAGAAGAAACACAUAUCAAUUAACUUUAUCUGAUGAAUCAAAAGAGAGAAUCGUUAAACUUUUAGAUUACUCAAAAACCAUUGCUCAUUAUGGGUUCAUUCCUUUUGUUUUGUAUUUGGGUUGGGCUGCAUCACCAAAUAAGCCAUCGAUCUUGAACCUAUUGUCUCCUUUCCCAUCCGCUUAA